Solanum pennellii is the source of this 2272-nucleotide messenger RNA. Its product is annotated as heat stress transcription factor A-4c. The record is from RefSeq and is a predicted model, not a curated record. Gene Ontology annotation, cellular component: nucleus. Bases 847 to 2073 code for a protein of 408 amino acids. The transcript is spliced from 3 exons. Gene Ontology annotation, biological process: regulation of transcription by RNA polymerase II. Gene Ontology annotation, molecular function: RNA polymerase II cis-regulatory region sequence-specific DNA binding; DNA-binding transcription factor activity. Lineage: Eukaryota; Viridiplantae; Streptophyta; Magnoliopsida; Solanales; Solanaceae.
CCUAGAAAAAUUGCACAAAUUCCGAUGUUUUUUUUAUUUUAUAAAUCCUCACGGAUCCCAAGAAACAUAACUAAAUCCUCUAAAGUACCAACCAACUGGUAUUUCAUUUCAGAAGAAGACGAAGGCAGCCUAAACAAUAUUUUUCUACUUUUUUUUUUUAUGGGCGUCAGAUUGAGUUUAGCUCUCUUAGUUGUGAAUGCAGGAAAAAUUUGAUCUUGAUUGUGAUUCUGGGUUACAAAUUGAAAAAAGGGCUGAUUUUUUUGCAUUUUUUGAGCUUUGGAAACUGUUGGGUUUCUACAAAUGAUUGCGGAAGUGUUAGCUUUGGUUGGUUACAGGGUGAAAAAAGGUGUAGAAUUUCUUGAAAUUGUGAGGUUAUGUUGGGAUUGACUUGUCAAGAUUGCGGUUGACAAUAGGAGUUUUGGGUAAUAUGUUGGUUUGGGGGUGAAUACCUUCUGGAAUGUUUGAGAAGAUGCUUCCUUUUUUAAAAAAAAAAAUAAAAAAAUGACACAUUUGAAGUUUCUUUUAGUUGACAAUAGGAAGAAAGAUAUUCGGGAAUGUUGAAUUUGUGUCACCUGGAAACUUAGAUUUAUAUAUAUAAGAUAAGAAUAAGAAUCUGUUUUCACAAUUGAGCAAGUAGUCUCUAGUGUGGGGUUCUGGAAACAAGCAUGUAGUCUGUGAUCAGGUGAGAUUUGCUUGAAUUUGAUUGUACCGCAAGGAGAUCUAGGUCAUCACAAUCCGUACAAGGAGCUUAUGUGUCUGGAGUGUGAUAAUAAGAAGUUUUGCUCUUAGUAGAUGUUCUGUCUAGUUGUUUUAGUCUAGGGGUUGUGAUUUUCGUUCAAACCUAUCAUGGAUGAAGCUUCGUGCAGCACGAAUGCACUGCCUCCUUUUAUUGCAAAGACAUAUGAAAUGGUGGAUGACCCAUCCUGUGAUGCUAUUGUCUCCUGGAGUUCGAAUAAUAAAAGCUUCAUUGUGUGGAAUCCUCCAGAUUUUGCAAGAGAUUUGUUGCCGAGAUACUUCAAGCACAAUAAUUUUUCCAGCUUUAUCAGACAACUAAACACUUAUGGAUUCAGGAAAAUUGACCCUGAAAAAUGGGAGUUCGCGAAUGAAGGUAAUUUCAUUAGAGGUCAGCCGCACCUUUUGAAGAAUAUCCAUAGGCGUAAACCUGUUCAUAGUCAUUCUGCACAGAAUCUUCAUGGCCUGUCAUCUCCAUUAACUGAAUCAGAAAGACAGGGAUACAAGGAAGAUAUUCAAAAGCUGAUGCAUGAGAAUGGAUCACUUCACUUGGACCUACAAAGACAUAAACAGGAUCACCAAGGACUUGAAUUGCAAAUGCAGGUUUUAACUGAACGUGUUCAACAUGCAGAACACCGUCAGAAGACCAUGGUAUCUGCUUUAGCUCACACCUUAGAUAGACCAGUAAUGGAUUUGAGUCACAUGCCACAACUUCAAGUGAAUGACAGAAAAAGAAGGUUCCCAGGAAAUAGCUGCCUUUAUAAUGAAAGUGACCUGGAGGAUACGCGAGGGAUAUCAUCUAGGGCUUUGAGUAGGGAAAAUAUGAACCCACCCUCUCUUUUGACAAUGAACACAGAACUGUUAGAUCAAUUGGAAUCUUCUUUGACUUUUUGGGAGGAUGUGCUACAAGAUGUUGAUCAAGCUGGGAUACGACAGAAUUGUUUGCUGCAGUUGGAUGAAUCUACAAGUUGUGCUGACAGUCCUGCUAUAUCUUACACUCAACUAAAUAUUGAUGUUGGGCCUAAGGCUUCUGGAAUUGACAUGAAUUCUGAGCCUAAUGCAAACAUUACUCCUGAGGUUGCGGAACCAGAAGACAAAGCAGCUGUAGCAGGGACGGCUACUAAUGUCCCAACUGGGGUUAAUGAUUUAUUUUGGGAACAGUUCCUAACUGAGAAUCCUGGUUCGGUUGAUGCACCCGAAGUACAGUCUGAAAGAAAAGAUAUUGGUAGCAAAAAGAAUGAAAGCAAACCAGUUGACAGUGGAAAAUAUUGGUGGAACAUGAAGAGUGUAAAUAGCCUGGCAGAACAGAUGGGACAUCUUACUCCAGCGGAGAAAACUUAGUUUGGUAGGUUAUAUUGCAAAUGCUUUAUUCAUGUUGUUAGCCUUCUGGCUUGUUGUAUAUCUAGUGUACUAGUUUUUUUUUUCUUAUCAGGGAUUAGAUAUACGUGUUGAUGUAUAAAUUGAUUUUGUUCGUGCUGUGCAUUGCAUGAUAUGAGGGAAAUCGAGCUUCUGAAAAUUCUUUGGCAUUAGUUCUUUGUUU